Acipenser ruthenus (sterlet) is the source of this 2419-nucleotide messenger RNA. RefSeq names its product RNA polymerase II-associated protein 3-like. The record is from RefSeq and is a predicted model, not a curated record. NCBI's taxonomy places the organism in Eukaryota, Metazoa, Chordata, Actinopteri, Acipenseriformes, Acipenseridae. The transcript has 18 exons. The coding region runs from base 207 to 2222 and encodes 671 amino acids. Gene Ontology annotation, molecular function: protein binding.
CUCCCGUCUGCAAUCUAGCCGGCAAACAAGUGUUGUGAACGCACCCAGUGUUUUGCAGACCACGUUGUAUGCCAAGGGUAGAAGCAGUGUGAAUUCUGGGAACUGCUGUCAUGGCGCUGCACACACCAAACGGCUGUGGUAGAAUUAGCUAGAACGACUGAAAACUGUGUUGGACAUCGCCGAUCCAGGUAAUUAGAUUUGCAAUCAUGGCAUCACAAAAUAAAGCGAUUGAGCUUCAGUUGCAAAUGCGACAGAAUGCAGAAGAGCUGCAGGAUUUCAUGAGGGAUCUGGGGAGUUGGGAAAAGGAUAUCAAGAAAAAAGAUGAGGAGCUGCUGAAGGAGAGUGGAGUUGAGCCUGAAAUGCAGAGUUUGCCUCCAGUAAGAAAUAAGGACUACAAGAGGAAGAAAAAAGACAAAAGCAAAGUGGCUGCCAAAAAUGCAAAGAAUGAAAAAGAGAAAGCUUCCAGAAUUAAAUCGUAUGAUUACCAAGCAUGGGACAAAUUUGAUGUAGAUAAAGUACUUGAAAAUCUAGAUAAAGAAGAUGGCACACAGGAAUCACAUGAAUCAGACUCUGAAGAAGAUGGGAUUCAUAUAGACAAAGAUAAAGCACUUUCUGAGAAAGAAAAAGGCAAUGAUCACUUCAAAGAAGGAAAAUAUGACGAUGCAAUAGAAUGUUACACAAGAGGUAUGACUGCAGAUCCUUACAAUCCAGUCCUCCCCACAAACAGAGCCGCUGCUUUCUUCCGUCUAAAGAAGUAUGCUGUAGCUGAGUCAGACUGUAAUUUAGCCAUUGCGCUUGACACAAACUAUACCAAGGCUUAUGCAAGAAGAGGAGCGGCUCGAUUUGCUCAGAAAAAAACCGAGGGUGCUAAAGAAGAUUAUGAGAUGGUUCUGAAGCUGGAUCCUGAAAACUUUGAAGCACAGAAUGAACUGAAGAAAAUACACAAGGUUCUGGCUUCACAUGAGCAUGUGUCAGAAAAAACAGAUAGCAAAGAAAAGGAAGCAGUGGUUGAUGAGAACGAGAAGAAAAGAAUAGAAGAACAGCAGGCAAAACAGCAGGCAAUUACUCAGAAAGAUCUUGGCAAUGGUUAUUUCAAAGAAGGAAAAUAUGAAGCAGCGAUAGAGUGCUAUGCCAAAGGAAUGGCAGCAGAUGGCACUAAUGCACUUUUACCAGCAAACAGGGCCAUGGCCUAUUUAAAGCUUCAAAAGUAUGCCGAGGCAGAAGAUGACUGUAGCAGUGCUAUAGCACUGGAUGGCACUUACUCAAAGGCUUUUGCCAGGCGAGGGACUGCAAGAGCAGCACUUGGAAAACUGAAAGAGGCCAAAGAAGACUUUGAAAUGGUUUUGAACCAGGAACCAGGAAACAAACUAGCUUUGAAUGAGCUUGAAAAAAUCAAUAAUGAAAUGGUUGCAAAAGGCCUCUUGACAAAGGAACAGCUUGCAGACCAACAAGCAAAGAAUACUGAACAAAGAAGAAUUGUACAACCAAUAAAUAAACCACCUCACCUGCGAUCAACAAAGCCACUGAGACGAAUGGUUAUUGAAGAAGUUGGAGUUGAACUGCCUGGCACUGACCUACAAUUAAUAGCAAACACCUCAGCAGAAUGUAAAGUGCCAUUCUCCAUGAUCACAGAACUUACUGGAAGCAAAGAAGCAGUGGUACCAAUGGAAUGUACCCCCAGUGCCAAAAUGCUUAAAAUAGAGGAGAUCUCUGAUAUUCCAGCAGAUUCCAGUGAAAGAGAGCAUCUUGAAGACAACUCAGAGAAGCAGUCAACUGAAAGAUGUGUUACUGUGGAAAAUACUGCAGAUCAGAAGAAACUAUCACCUUCCAUAUCUGAGUCUUUGUCCAUGCCUUCACCUCCAGCAAACUCCUUUCAGCUAGAAGCAGAUUUGAGGAAGCUAAAAGCCUACCCAGAAAUGAAAUACAAGUACCUCAAGCAAAUUGAGCCAUCAGCCUACCCCAAAAUCUUUCAGAAGUCAUUGGAACCUGACAUUUUGAACCAGAUUUUAAAUAUUCUACACACUUAUUAUACCAUGUAUGACGAGCAUUCGGUUAUUUUAGAGAUUCUUAAGAACCUUGCAGAAGUGAAAAGGUUUGACAUGGCAGUCAUGUUUAUGUCUGCGGCAGAAAAGACUGUUGUGCGAGAAUUAUUCAACUCUAUUCAUCAAGCUGGUUUAGAAGAUGACCUUGUCAAAUCUCUAAAGAAGAAAUAUGGCAUUUGAUUUUAUUUGUACAGCAAUUCCAGUUGGUUGAAAACACAUUUGCAGGCCAGUCAUUGUUUAGAUUGUAAAGAAUAAACACUGACUACGUAUUAUUUUUAAAACCUAAAUACACAGAAAGGGUUGAUUUGCUAUAAAUAUGGAGUGAAUGCAAACAAUAUAAAUUUGUUUCAUAAAGUCAUGUAUAUUUAUAAAUGGUG